Molecule: messenger RNA, 2749 nt
Organism: Drosophila serrata
Lineage: Eukaryota; Metazoa; Arthropoda; Insecta; Diptera; Drosophilidae
Gene: LBR
Product: lamin B receptor
Biological process (GO): sterol biosynthetic process
Cellular component (GO): nuclear inner membrane
Molecular function (GO): oxidoreductase activity, acting on the CH-CH group of donors, NAD or NADP as acceptor
Source: RefSeq, a predicted model, not a curated record
UUGCCACCUCUUGUAUCAAUAUAUAUCGUGACCAGCUCUAGCCGACAGCAGACGCGCGUCUUUUUUAUCAAGUGAUUUUUCCUGAAUUUACAACAUUUAGACGCCGCCAGCGAGCGAAAGAUUGUUAAAAACCUUAACCAAAACUAACUGUUUCUAGAGCGUUAAAGAAAAUCCCUAAUCAUAUAUCGCCAUGGAUCGACGCCUGAGACGCCCGCGUCGUGCGGACGAAGGUGCUGGAGCCGCUGCAGCUCCCCUCUUGCAGUCUGCACAGCCCAGCCUGUUGCCAGGAACUCGCCGUACGGCUUCUCUCACAGCAGCAGCUGCCGCAGCAGCUGGACCAGCCAGCCGGACACGUGCCUCGCCAUCGCGCAACAAGGCACCGCCUUCACCGGACCUGGGUCCACGCACUCGACGCUCCAGCCGUCCCAGGCAAUCGGUGGGUCCAGUAACCGCCUCCUCGCUUCCCGUCAAGACCUCUAUUAAGGUUCGCACGCCCAUACGCGAGGUGCCAGAGGUGCCUUCGCCCGUGCGUCAGUCCACAAACAGCAGUCUGCCAAUAACACUGACCACCAACACAGCCAGCAGGGCCCCGAACAAGUCAUUCAACACAAGCUCCCUCAACAGUGGGAAUUACAUAAGCAGCAGCUCGACCAUAACUACCACCACAUCCUCGGAGCGCAUCGAGAUUCGUGCCGAGGGCGAUAGCGAAGUGGAUAUAGACUCCUUGCGCAAACGCAUCACAGAGCGACUCCGGCGAUCGGUGUCGAAGACCAUCUCAAAUUUGGCUGGAACGCCAGUGACCAAUACGGAGGAUGGUGGCAGUCGCUACAGUCGUAGUGUGUCUAGAUCGGUGUAUGAUGAUGAGAAAUCCUCCAAGAGGAGCUACUCGACAGGCGAAGAGGAUAUCGAGGAAGAGGAGCUGGAGGAGGAAGAGGAGUUCCGCAGUUUCAAUGCCACUAGAAAAUCGGCCACGCCAGCGGAAAUUUCAUGUCGUCAGUUAAAGGCUCCCCAAGAAUUUGGCGGCUGGCUGGGUGCCUUCCUCUUGCUGCUGCUGGUGCCCAUUACUGUGUACUAUCUCACCUGGAGCUGUACGGCCAGAAAUGCCUGUCAACUGAAGCAUCUUAAUCCGAGUAUUGUGCUGGAUGUGAACUAUCUGACGCGUCAAGUGUUUCAGCCACGUGUGGUGGCAGCCUUUGCCGCGUACCAUGUGGUGGCCUUUCUGCUGGUGGCCCUGCUGCCCGGACGCCGUGUGCAUCUCACCCGGGAGACCUACAAGUUCAACUCGCUGGGAGUGGCAGCUGCUUUCCUGAUUGCAGGCGGCAUCGCCGAGUUUCUCAAGUAUCCGGUUGUGACUUUUGUGCUGCGUCACUAUCUACGCUUCUGCAUUUAUGGACUGGUCGGCGCCUUUGUGGCCGCUGCCUGGAGCUAUUGGCUCGUGGAUACCGCCAAGUACAAUGUGCUCCGUCAGACACUGACCAAUGAUUAUGGCAGGAGCGGGAGCUUUGUGGUGGACUUUGCACUGGGCAGGCAGCUGAAUCCCAAGUGGCUGGGACGUGUGGAUUGGAAGCAGUUCUACUAUCGCCUCUCCCUGGUGAGCACACUGCUGUAUGCCGCCUGCUAUAUCUACCAGACGCUGGUGUGGCCCCAGAAACCGCAGCUGGCCGAACAGGAGGGCAAUGUCUAUCUUUAUGUGGCCAAGUAUUACUGGAGCAAUGUCAACUACGAUGCGGGCACUUUGCUCUCGGCCAGCUGCCUGCUCUUGUACGUCCUGGACGCCAUCGUCUUUGAGCAUCACUUGAGUUCGUCCUUUGAGCUGCAGCAUGAGGGCUAUGGCUGUCUGCUGCUCCUGCGCUAUGCCGCCACUCCGUACCUGCUGACCGCUGUGACCAAGUACUUCUAUGAGCAGCGCGUGCCCAUCUCCUGCUGCUAUGCUCCGAUCGGUGUCGGGGCUCUCCUGUGCCUGGGAUUGCUGGUGAAGCGCUACAGCUGCGCCUACAAGUACAAAUACCGACUGAACGCGCAGAGCCCGAUCUUUGCCAACAUCGAGACGAUUCACACGUACCAGGGCAGCCGUCUGCUGUUGAGCGGCAUGUGGGGUUGGGUGCGACAGCCCAAUUAUCUGGGUGACAUUGUGGCCCUGCUCGCUCUCGCCGCUCCCAUGGCCCUGCGUCCUGCUUGGCCGCCUGUAUUGGGACUUUCAUUAAUUGUCCUGCUGCUGCUGCAUCGCGCCACGCGUGCGAAUGCCAGGAAUCAGGCGCGCUAUCACUCGUCGUGGCAACGCUAUAGCACACAGGUGCGCAACUACAUUCUGCCCAGGAUCUAUUGAGAUGGAGCAACCACCUUUUGUGGCCAUUUUUAUUUUCAGUUUUAUUUUGUUUAUAUCUUUUAUGUUUCGAAUUUGUAUAUAGAAAUACGUCUUUAUGUUCAGACCAUCAGAUUUCAUUAACCAUACCCACAUUGAAUUAGUACAAAAUUUGAUUUUACUUUCGCCGACGAUCAUUUUUUAUAAGAGACACUUCACUCUUUCAUAAGCUUAGUUAAGCUUAGUUAAAAGUUAAAGAUCCCUUACCCAAACACCAUCUAGCUGUACGAACUUAUGCGCUUAAGAUCUAGACACUUUACAGAAAUAUUCAUUACUUUAUAAAUCUUUAUGCGUAUGCAUAUAGGGAUUAAUUUGUACACACGACAAAACUUAUAUAUAUAUAUACAGAAAUAAAUCUUUAGUUUCUAUGCUUAAAAGAAACGCAAA